AUGUUCGCCCUCCUCGAGACCCUGCUCGACUAUAACAACCACGUCACGCUGUUCCAGCGUAUGAUGUUCCUGUUGUCCUUCUGCCUUUCCGGAAUCAUCCUCGCAGUCCAGGCUUCUCAGGCCGGUGAACCAGAUCAUCAACGCAUCAGGUGGACUCGUCUGACUGACCAGAGCCGUCCCUACUGGUACACCUUCUACGUCACCCAAGUCUUCCUCUUCGUCUCCGGCGCGUACCCCAUGCUCUACGACAAGAUGACCAUGUACAUCGGCAGCGGCUAUGAGGCCCAGAUCCUCAACGUCAUCUGGGUCGGUCUUUUGAGCGUCGAGGCUCUCAUGGUCGCCGGCGUCGCUGGCAUCGCCAUCACCCGCAAGUUCAAGGGCGCCCCCAAGCAGAAGACCAACUAG
This is a messenger RNA of Colletotrichum higginsianum IMI 349063, 405 nucleotides long. RefSeq lists its product as uncharacterized. The coding region runs from base 1 to 405 and encodes 134 amino acids. The record is from RefSeq and is a predicted model, not a curated record. The transcript is spliced from 2 exons. NCBI's taxonomy places the organism in Eukaryota, Fungi, Ascomycota, Sordariomycetes, Glomerellales, Glomerellaceae.